Messenger RNA from Anisakis simplex (herring worm), 879 nucleotides. Lineage: Eukaryota; Metazoa; Nematoda; Chromadorea; Rhabditida; Anisakidae. The record is from the annotation of a GenBank genome assembly.
AUGUCGAUCUUCGGUGCUCGUGUGAUAAGUAACAGUUUUUUGAGGAGAGUCAUCUCGACAGACUUUUUAGCCUCUAGCAAUCGUUUCAUUAGGUCAGCGGCUGUCUACCAUUCGAAAUAUCAGUCGAGCUGCAAGAUGUCGUCUGAAUCAACAAAAAACAUCAAAUAUCUCACCCAAAACGAAGCAAUCGAAAUUGAUCAACAAUUAUUCAACGAAUAUGCGUUCAGUGUGGAUCAGCUAAUGGAGCUUGCUGGAUUAAGUUGUGCGAACGCGGUAACAGAUUCAUUUCCGAAAGGGAAUGUUUUAGUGGUGGUUGGGCCUGGUAACAAUGGUGGUGAUGGCUUUGUUUGCGCUCGUCAUCUUAAGUUAUUCGGGUACACACCCUCAGUUCUCUAUGCGAAACCGUCAAAUACAGAUCUGAUGAAACGUCUCCAAACACAAGUAACAAAGAUGGGUAUUGAUUUCGUGAGCGUUGAUUCAGUGACCAAUAAUCCAUCAGACAUCUCCAAAAACUACUCAUUGAUCAUUGAUGCCAUGUUUGGAUUCAGUUUCAAACCUCCGUUAAGGGCGCCAUUCGACGCCAUUAUUGAUGCUGUUGUCAAAAGCAAUGUGCCUGUUUUUUGCAUCGAUAUUCCUUCAGGAUGGCAUGUUGAAAAAGGACCAUCACCAGGAGAAUGUUCUUCGGAUGCAUCAGAAAGAAUAAUAAAACCAAGUGCUUUAAUAUCAUUAACCGCACCAAAACUGUGUGCCCAACAUAUACCGAAAGGAUGCGUGCAUUAUCUCGGUGGUCGAUUCGUACCCCAGUCCCUCGCUGAUCAGCAUCUAUUGAAUCUACCACCAUACCCGUCAACCAACUGCUUUCUUAAAUUGUCUUCUUAA